GUCUAAGUGGUGAGGAGUGGAACCGUCACUCAGUUGUGCAUCUUUCACCAUGGUGGACACACGUAGCGGUAAGAGCACCACCCUGUACACUAAGGCUCGGGAAGAGCAAGCCGUCGCCGUCCUAAAAGAGAGAAAAGAGAAAGAGGCUAAGAAGGAGUUGAUUAAGCAGGCCAAGAAGUUAGCCUUGCUAGAGGAGCUGGCGGCGAAGAAGGAACUGGAGGAGGAGAUGGAGAAGUUGAAAAAAGAAGAGGAGGAGAAGUUGAAUGCAGUAGAAGAAGAGGAACUGGGAGUGGAGGAGGAAGUCCCCUUAGAAAGAAGGACCAGAACGGAAAGGGGAGAAUCGAGUGGCACGAAUCACGGGGACCAGUGGAUGGAGAAAAAUAUAUCAGAGUGGGUUGCAAAUCUGUCACUAGGAGAAGAAGAGGAAGUGAUGUUGUAUGUUCCCAGGGCAGAGCAAGAGGCGGUGGUGAAAGUGUUAGAGGGAGAGGAAGACCCCCUACGUCGCCAAACCCUAGAAGAGGAGAAGAAGUUGGAGUGGAAACUGCGCCUUGCCAGAGAGAAUAGACAACGGUUGGACACAAUCAGAUAAGGUGGCGAAGGAAUUGGGGGUGGUGGAGGAACAAAGACAGCAGAUGGAAAACCAGGCCGAUGUGUUGGGGAAAAUGAAGAUCAUGGCCAGGA
Messenger RNA from Chara braunii, 681 nucleotides. Lineage: Eukaryota; Viridiplantae; Streptophyta; Charophyceae; Charales; Characeae. The record is from the annotation of a GenBank genome assembly.